Molecule: messenger RNA, 898 nt
Organism: Leguminivora glycinivorella
Lineage: Eukaryota; Metazoa; Arthropoda; Insecta; Lepidoptera; Tortricidae
Product: peritrophin-1-like
Exons: 5
Coding region: 135-836 (233 amino acids)
Cellular component (GO): extracellular region
Molecular function (GO): chitin binding
Source: RefSeq, a predicted model, not a curated record
GUAAGUAGAUAGUGCAUUGUUUAAAUAGGAAACUUACUUCAAUACCUUUCAGUGUGCUUCCAGUUUACCUGCAGAAAGUAGGGAGGAAUCAAUUUCUAGAAUUGCAUAACAUUGAAUAAUUUUAUUAUUCAAAAAUGUACUCCAUACUACUUGUCACACUCCUCGCCGCUUCAGCAUUAGGAGCACAAUGCCCACCAGAGGGCUCUCCAUUCUUCAACAUUCCUCAUGAGACCGACUGUUCCAAGUUCUACACCUGUGCCCAUGGUGUCCCUGUACUGAAGACCUGUCCUGAGGGCACGCAUUUCAGCCCUAUGCACUUGGUGUGUCAAGAUCCGGUGUUCGCCGGCUGCGACAACACUCUUCCAGCACUCUGUCCUGACUGGAGUCUCCUCCCGCGGCCUCACCCUGACGAUUGCAGCAAAUUCAUCGUUUGCCAGUACGGGACUGUGCACGUGUUCAACUGUAGCGAUGGCUUGGAGUUCAAUGCUGAACUUCAGGAAUGCGUGUGGCCCUCCGAAUCUAACUGCACUGCAUCACAAACUUCAUCAGAAAAACCUUCAACGGAGCCAUCUCAAGAUGGCGGACAAGAAAAUGGCGGUGAACAAGAUGGCGGCCAAGAUAGCGGAGAACAAGAUGGCGGCCAAGAAAAUGGCGGCGAAGAAGAUGGCAGUUCAGAAGGAAGCUGUGUACAUGGAGAGUUGUCAAACAAUAAAGAUUGCAGUAAAUACAACGUUUGCGAUAAUGGCGUUCAAGUAGCUAUGGACUGCCCGGCGGGCCUGCAGUGGAAUUCUGAACUCUCGUUUUGUGAUUGGCCAGAGUUAGCCGGGUGUCAAUAAAAAAGUGGUUGAUUCUUCAUAUAUUUUUUUUAUAUCUCCAAAUAUAAAAAUACAAAAUACAA